Molecule: messenger RNA, 357 nt
Organism: Loxodonta africana (African savanna elephant)
Lineage: Eukaryota; Metazoa; Chordata; Mammalia; Proboscidea; Elephantidae
Gene: TCL1A
Product: TCL1 family AKT coactivator A
Exons: 3
Coding region: 1-357 (118 amino acids)
Biological process (GO): positive regulation of peptidyl-serine phosphorylation
Molecular function (GO): protein serine/threonine kinase activator activity
Source: RefSeq, a predicted model, not a curated record
AUGGCCCAGCAGCGGCGCUCCAGUGCGCAGUCGGUCUUGCACCCGGACCGCCUGUGGUUCUGGGAGAAGGCCGUGUAUUUGGACGAGAACCAGCACGCCUGGCUGCCCAUAAUCAUGGAGGUACAGCCCAGGAAUGGUGGCCUCCAAGUCCUCAUGCGUCAAGGGGAUGCGCCCCUGGGGGAAGGAGUGUGUCCCAGCCAGGCGCCUCCAUCCCCUCUGCCUUUGUUGUGGCAGCUCUACCCUGAAGGACAAUACCGAUGCUCAGAUUCCAGUUACUGGCGCAUAGUGUACCAUGUCAAGUUCAACAACACAGAGGACAUGCUUCUUGAGCUGCUGCCAGGCUCCCGGCAGAAGUGA